AUGGUUUUGCCAGAGCUGAUUGAUUCAAAAGCGGAUAAGGUUAGGAAGGGAACCAAUGGAACAUUGAGUUGUUCCUUCAAGGCUCAUCCUCCAGCCAAAGUGAUAUGGUUCAGAGACAAUGUCAUUCUCCCCAGGGAUUCAAGGUUCAAAGUGGAGACGAAGGCAAGUGCAGAUGAGUCUGUGACAGUUCACCAGUUGAUGGUUCUCCAAGCAGAAUCGCAUGACAAUGGCACAUACAAAUGUGAGGCUUCUAAUCCCCAUGGCAGAGCAGAGAGUUUUGUGGCUCUCAUUGUUCAAGAAAGGCCAAAAGUCACUCUGGAUGUGGUGAAAGGAGUGGGAAAAGGGAAAUUGUUCGUGAAUUGGACAGUAUCUGAUGGGAAUGCUCCUUUAUAUAAAUAUUAUGUUCAAUAUAUGAAAGAGGAAGGUAUGCCCUCAGGAUGGGUUGCCCUCAGGAAGACAGUGGCUUUGUCUGACCGCCAGAUUGUUCUCGUGGGUCUCGAACCAUCAACAGCCUACCGUGUGCGAGUACGGGGAAGGAAUGCCAUUGGCUUUGGGUCAAUCGAAGAGAGUGUUGGCAUCAGGACCUUGAACGAGGAUAUGUCAUUUGAGCCAGAAAUCACUCUCAUAGCCUGCACAUCACAAUCCUUGAGCAUGGCUUGGAAUCCUCCACCGAAAUCUAUCCAGGACUUAGUUCCGUAUUAUGAAUUGAAGGCCACUCCGUUUGGGACUCAUGACGGAGAUCCUCAUCGGGUGCAUGAGGCGAAGAGUAGGAAGGAGACCCAGCAUAUCUGGACACAUCUAAGUCCAGGCAUAUCAGUUCCAGAAUGUGGAAAAUCCCGGGAGGCUGUACCGUAUCACUUGACGACUGGAAAAGAAGCACCUGUCGGGGCAUGGCCAUGGCUGGUGGCUAUCUAUGACAACGAUACGGAGGUGAAAGAUAUCAUUUGUGGAGGGGCCUUGAUUGGAGAGCAAUGGGUUCUCACGGCGGCACAUUGCGUUGUACGGUAUGAACCCAUCUUUCAAGUCCGAAAUGCGAAGGACUUCCUCGUCUAUCUUGGCAAACAAUUUCGGAAUGAUUCCAAGGACAAUAGCUUUGUACAAAAGAGGAAGGUGCAGGAUCAGAUCGAUUUCUCGUUUCCUCCAUUUCCAAUCCCAGAUCAGGGAAAGUCAUGGUAUGUUGCUCAGAUCAUCCCGCACCAAAUGAACAAGCUUGACACGUUCAAUGCAGACAUUGCACUUUUGAAACUCGAGAAGCCUGCCAAGUUGACAAAAAUGGUUCAACUUGUCUGCCUCCCUACCGAAGCAUACCUGUCUCAGCGCAACAUAGCUCACGGAUCGGAUGGAUGGGUGGCAGGUUGGGGUUACGACGCCUCAAAUUCUCCAUCUAAAUUCCUGACUAACCUCAAACUAUCUGUCCAUUCUCAAGAAGGUUGUAUACGUCAUACAAUUACAGUCCAUGGAAAAAGUCCCACCAUCACCGACACUGUCUUCUGUGCUGGGCAACUGCAAGACCCUGAUACUUCGUUAGAAUAUGAAACGGUAUGCGAGGGAGAUUCUGGGAGUCCCAUGGUCUUCCUCACCCAUUCCAGAGAGCACAGAAGUCCCUUUCUGAUCGAGGGAAUAUUGAGUCACUACUAUAGACUCCACUACCAGAAAUGUUCCGACAUGCAACCUGGCCAGUUCGCCAUCUUCACCAAGGUCCACCGUGGAGCCAAAGCGCAUAAGUUUUUUGACGACAUGAAGAGAAACCUUGGGGAUGAUUCGCCAUCAAUAUCAACCGUUUUCCGAUGGUUCCAGCGAUUCGCGAGUGGACAUUUUGAGCUUCAUGAUGAGGCUCGUUUAGGACGCCCCAGAACCUCAACUGACGACAGAAACGUUGCUCGUGUGGCGGCAGAAGUGGCAGGAGAUGGUCGUUUGACAGUUGAGAAGCUAGAAGAGACGUUGGGGAUCCCAUUAACACCGUUAGGAAGGGAAGAGAAAGGUGGGGAAAAUAUUAGAGUAGAAAAGGAUGAGAUUCCUGCAACUCUCUUUUCAACACCUCAGGAGGAGUAA
This is a messenger RNA of Darwinula stevensoni, 2052 nucleotides long. NCBI's taxonomy places the organism in Eukaryota, Metazoa, Arthropoda, Ostracoda, Podocopida, Darwinulidae. The record is from the annotation of a GenBank genome assembly.